Parathielavia appendiculata is the source of this 1320-nucleotide messenger RNA. RefSeq names its product FAD/NAD(P)-binding domain-containing protein. Gene Ontology annotation, molecular function: FAD binding; monooxygenase activity. The transcript is spliced from 2 exons. Bases 1 to 1320 code for a protein of 439 amino acids. Lineage: Eukaryota; Fungi; Ascomycota; Sordariomycetes; Sordariales; Chaetomiaceae. The record is from RefSeq and is a predicted model, not a curated record.
AUGGGUGAACAAAUUUAUACAGACGAGGCAAUUCACCUCAUCAUUAUCGGCGCCGGCCUGGCCGGAUUGAGCGCGGCGCUGUCGACCAAGCUGGCGAACCCAGCUCACCGCGUGACGGUUCUGGAGACGGUCAAGCAGCUGCAGGAAGUUGGUGCCGGCCUGCAAAUAACCCCCAACGGCACCCGCCUCCUCUCCGCCUGGGGCCUCACGCCGCAGCUCGCUCCCGUCGCCACCGUUCCCACCGCGCUCUCCGUCCACCGCUACGACGGCACCAAACUCCUCGCCCGCGAGCCAGCACUGCAAUCCACCAUGGCAGCGCGCUACGGCCACCCCUUCUGGGACCUGCACCGCGUCGACCUGCAGCAAGCAAUGCUCUCCCGCUGCGCUGCCCUCGGCGUCGCCAUCCAGCUCAACGCGCGCGCUGUCAGGGUCGACUUCGACGACGCCCGCGUGCACCUGCACGAUGGCCGGGUCGUGGAGGGCGACGUGGUGCUGCUGGCGGACGGCCUGUGGAGCCAGAUCCGGCCGCAGUUCUUGGGCCGGCCCAGCCCGGCAAUCCUGACGGGCGAUCUGGCAUACCGGAUCACGGUGCGCGUGGACGAGCUCGAGGGGGACGACGCCGCGGAGCUGAGGGCGUUUGUGGCGGACGAGCCGACGGUGGAUUUCUGGGUCGGGCCGAGGUCGCACUGCGUCGGAUAUCCCGUGCGGGCCGGGCAGGUGUAUAACCUGGUGCUUUUGUGUCCAGAUGAUCUGCCGGGGGACGUGGUCAAGCUGGAGGGGGAUAAAGAUGAGAUGAGGGAGCGGUUCAGGGGGUGGGAUCCGUUGCUGGGCAAGUUUCUGCGGCAGGUCAAGGGGGUCGUGCAUAAGUGGAAGCUGAUGUGGUUGGAUGCGCUGCCCGAGUGGGCGAACGAAGGCGGCACGUUUUUCAUGGCGGGCGACUGCUGUCAUCCGAUGUUGCCGUAUCUGGCGCAGGGGGCGAACUCGAGUCUUGAGGAUGGUGCGGUGUUGGGGUCGUUGCUGGGGAAGGUGAGGAGGAGCGAGAUGAAGAGACAGCUGCCGUGUGUGUCUAAAAUGUAUCAGGAUUUGAGGAUGGAACGCGGGAGGAGGAUCCAGCUUGAGACAUUCCGGCAGCGCGAUGAUUCACACCUCGAGGACGGCGAAGCCCAGGAGAGAAGGGAUGCUCUAAUGUUGAGUAUGCUGGGAAAAAAGGUCAAGGCACCCUUCCCGAGUCGCUGGACGUGCCCCAAGAUUCAAAAGUUUCUGUAUGGCUAUGAUGCGUACGCCGAGGCGGAGAAGGCGUACAAGGAGAAGCCGUUUUGA